This is a messenger RNA of Cyprinus carpio (common carp), 1408 nucleotides long. RefSeq lists its product as uncharacterized. The record is from RefSeq and is a predicted model, not a curated record. Lineage: Eukaryota; Metazoa; Chordata; Actinopteri; Cypriniformes; Cyprinidae. Bases 1 to 708 code for a protein of 235 amino acids. The transcript has 5 exons.
AUGAAGGCUGCAAAGCUGCCUGUGGAAGCAUACUGUGCAAAGAGAUGUGAACUCUACAAGGAAUUUGUAGAGUUUACGGAUUCUGACAGCCUGAAACUGCUUAGAUAUUGCAGCACCAGAUGGCUCAGUCUGCUGAGCUGUAUAGAGAGGGUUCUCAACCAGUGGGCUGCUCUUCAGGCAUAUUUUAACAGUCACGAGGGGUUGGAGACGAACACCAAAAUUAGGGAUCUGUCAAAACAUCUCAACGAUCCAUUGAUCAAGGCGUACUUCAAGUUCCUCAGUGUUGCCCUUAAGCCUCUAUCAGACUUUAAUAUUGCCUUUCAGUCAGAGCAAGUACAGAUACACAAGCUGGACAAAGAGAUGACCAGGCUUAUCAAGCGGAUGCUGGGGUGCCUUGUUCCAGCAAAGGCGAUUAUGGAUGUCCCUCUCAAAGAAGUGAACUUUGGAGAGGGACAUCAAUUGGCAGACGAGGACCUCUUCAUUGGAGGGGACACAAAGGCGUUCAUUAGAACUGCAGAGUUCCCUGUUCCAACUAAGAACAAAUUCUUUCAAACUGUGAGAGCUUUCUACGAAGCAGUUUUGCGCAAGAUGUUUGCCUGUUUUCCAAUCGAUUCCCAGCUACUGAAGGACUUGAGAAUACUAGACCCUGGAUCUCGAAUGGAGAUAAGUCCAGACACUGGUAGGGAUAACAUGUAUUUUGUAUGGUAAAUCUGUGAUGAGUGAAGGGUAAUUUCUAAAUGUUUUUAACUAAGAAAUCAGAGAUAGUAAGCUGGCAGGAUCUACCUUGAGGGUUAUGAUAAAUUAAUUUGUUUUCUUUCUCAGUGUCGAGGCUAGGUGCCCUGUUCCCACAGUUUCUCAUGAAUGAGGAUAGGCUCAGAGAGGAGCUAAUUGAUUUCCAAGUCACUGAUAGCAAAGAUCUCCCACAAGAACCAAGAAUAGACAGGUUCUGGGGCCUUGUAGGAAAGAAUGACAGCUUCACUGAGUUGGCGAGACUUGCAAAGACACUGUUAUGUAUACCACACAGUAACGCAAGCUCAGAAAGGGCGUUUAGCAUGGUGAGCAAGAUUGUUACAUCCAACCGAAUGGCACUGGAUUCCAGCACUGUGUGUGCUUUGCUAUCUUGUAAAAUAAAUCACACUGGUCAGGUUCACCUAUACACUCCCUCACAGAAAGUGUUAAGAAAUGCAAAAUCAGCCACAUAUGUAUACAAUAGGGCUCAUGCUUCACACCAGGAAGGGUGACAAGGUUGUCUUUACUGUCUCUAUCCAUUUGUUCAACUGCCUCUUACACACAUUCUUUCUGUCUAUCUGCCUCUUUCUCUGUUUCUUUCUCACUCUGUCUCACAAAAUUAAGCUAAAACACGUUGUAGCAAAUUAAAAUGUUUAAGUAAUGUUUACCUUGUUCAUAA